Messenger RNA from Pseudomassariella vexata, 1476 nucleotides. RefSeq lists its product as uncharacterized. The transcript has 3 exons. NCBI's taxonomy places the organism in Eukaryota, Fungi, Ascomycota, Sordariomycetes, Amphisphaeriales, Pseudomassariaceae. The record is from RefSeq and is a predicted model, not a curated record. Gene Ontology annotation, biological process: secondary metabolite biosynthetic process. Gene Ontology annotation, molecular function: monooxygenase activity. Bases 1 to 1476 code for a protein of 491 amino acids.
AUGGGCUCCACAUUGAAUAACUCGUCUCAACCGGUCGGUUCGUACCGUGAUACCGGCAUUGAUGUGCUCAUUGUGGGCACUGGGCUGGCGGGCCUUACGGCUGCUAUAGAGUGCGUCCGCAAGGGCCAUCGGGUGCAGGUGUUGGAGAGGCACGAAGAAAUUAGUACUAUGGGCGAUAUGUAUUUCAUGGGCCUCAGCGGCACGCGCUUCUUCAAGCAUUGGCCCGACAUGGCUAGGGAGUACGAUGAAAUUUCAUUACAUGACUGCUGGAUGGAGACAUUCAAGCAUAGUGGGGAGUGUAUGAUUCCAUUGCUCAAGGUGGCCGAGAGGCUUAAGGAAGCGGGGCUGGACCCUGACACGCCACCUGGCGCAUUUCAAAUGCGGCCUUUGGUAUACAGGAUGUUUGUUAAUCAGGUCGAGCGGCUCGGCAUCGAGGUGCUCUUCGGCAAACGAGUUGUCAAGUACUUCGAAAAUGGUGAUAAGGCUGGAGUCGAGACGGAACACGGCGAGACAUUUGAGGCCGACAUGGUCAUAGCCGCCGACGGAGUCGGAUCUAAGAGCCAGGAGAUUGUUGGUGGUCAAGUCAGAGCUGCUAGUUCAGGAAGGGCGAUGUGGCGCGCCGCCUUUCCUGUCAGCCAUCUCGACCAGGACCCUCAAGUCAAGGAAUUCUUCCAACUCAAAGAUGGCCACGACCCCGUUGUAAGGACUUUUCUCGGUCCUGGUACCUAUGGGCUUACCUUGACGCGCGACGACGUCAUGGUUUGGAUUAUCAACCACGAUGCAACUGGUGAUGAGCGCGAGUCUUGGCACCAUACUGUUGAAGCUGACGACGUGUUGGCUAACAUGGACAAGAGUGUUGUUGGUACUUCCGAGGGCUGGGCUCCUAUUUUCAAGCAGUUAGUCCGUAUCACGCCACCAAAGACGAUUGUUAACUUCGAACUCUUCUGGCGCAACCCUCAGCCGUCAUGGUGCUCUCCCACCGCUCGCAUUGUCCAAAUUGGCGACGCUGCCCACUCCUUCCUCCCCUCGUCUGGCAACGGUGCCACUCAGGCUAUUGAGGACGCUGUAUCACUAGCUUCUUGUUUACACCUGGGCGGUAGUGCCAAAACCGUGCCUGAGUCGGUUCGUGCCCACAUCCGCUUCCGCUUUCUACGCUGUGCCUGUGCUCAGAAACUUGGAUUUCUCAAUGCGGAACGCUUACAGGCCACCAACUGGGACAAGGCCAAGCUCGACCCUCGCAAGGCUCAGCCUAAACAUCCGCGUUGGGUUUGGUCUCAUGACCCUGAAACUUACGCGCACGACAAUUAUGACAGGUGCAUUGAAAGCAUGCGAAAUCAUGUCCCAAUGGAUCAAGAUGAUGUCAUCCCUCCUAACUACCCGCCAGGCUAUAAAUACGUGCCUUGGAAUAUUGAUGAGAUUAUGGCCAACCUGGAAAAGGGAAUUCCUGUUCAGCUUGGGUCGGGAAAUUGGGAAUGA